Messenger RNA from Darwinula stevensoni, 1455 nucleotides. The record is from the annotation of a GenBank genome assembly. NCBI's taxonomy places the organism in Eukaryota, Metazoa, Arthropoda, Ostracoda, Podocopida, Darwinulidae.
AUGCUGAGCCUGUUCAUCUUAUCAAACAAGAUGGCUGAAGCAACUGUUGAUGUCCCCCAGACCUCCCAAUCUUUCUAUUGUCACCAGUGUGAUGCAAAUAUCAACCAUGUCUUGCCUGAUUUCCUGUGUCCCCAAUGUAAGAGUGGGUUCGUCGAGGAAUUGGAGAACAAUGUGUCUGGGAGGGUGAGCUCUGAUGAGUCCAAUGAUGUGCCUCCCAUGCGUGCUGGGUUUCUCUUUGAGCCCUUGACUGCACUACAGGCGCUCCAAGAAGUCCUGGAUCCAGGAACGAUGUCCGGAGGAGGCGGAGGUGGCAGUGGGGUAGGGCAAGGUAGGAGGGAUGGAACAAGGAGGGCAAGGCAGAGGGGACAAGGUAGAUCCUCCCCUCCAACUCAAACCAAUCCCCCCCAAGUUAACUCGUACCCUCACACCCCCGUGGGUGUUGAGAUGUUGCUGCUGGAUGAUGAAGACAAUUUGCCUGUUCCCCCUCCCAUCACCCCUAUCCAACCCCAGAACCCUUCAUCUUCAAGACCCUUACCUGUCACACCUAGAGUCACAAGGGUUGUCCACACUGACGUAGGACAAGGGGGGCUGACUUUGUAUGAGCGAUCCAAUGGACCUGGGGGGAGGCAGCAGAUCACGUUCCAUCGCACCAUCCGUCCUCGCGGACAGACCGUUGGAGUUGUACCGAAUGGUGGAGGUGGAGUCGAAGUGGGUGCAAUGUUCCAGGACUUCAUCAACAUCCUCAUUGGGGGCGGGAUGCACGACAAUAAUCACAUGCCCAUAUUUGUAAAUAUGCAAAAUGCGGGAAACCUGGGAGACUAUGCUUGGGGUCGUCGUGGCCUAGAUGAUAUCAUCACACAGCUUCUGAAUCAGAUUGAGGGGACUGGACCCCCUCCACUUCCACAGGAGCAGAUCAGUGUGAUCCCCACGGUUUCCAUCACCCAGCAGCAAGUUGAGAAUCACUUGCAGUGCUCUGUAUGCAUGGAGGACUUCAAAGUGAGUGAAUCUGUACGAAGACUGACAUGUGAGCAUCACUUUCAUGACAACUGCAUUGUUCCCUGGCUCCAACUACAUGGGACUUGUCCCAUUUGCCGAAAGUCCUUAGACGAGAAUGGAACCAGGUCAAGUUCCACGGGUGGGGGUCAACCGCCGCCAUCUGGACCUGUGACCAGAAGUCAGGCAGCCCAACAACAGCAACAACAGGGUGCCAGCAGAGGGAGAGGUGAAGUUCCGAGUGGGUCUAGUCAUCACUCAGGUCGAAGUGGCCAGCCUGGACCAUCGGGAAGCACUUCCUCUGGGGGGCAUACGGGAGUGAUACGGCCAGGGCCUUUCUACCUAAUCUACAGUCGAAGCAAUACGCCGAACCGCCGCACUGGUGGAACUGCUGAAGAACGCAACCGCGAUCGUAGUCGAAGCCCUCCACCGUCUGUUGCUCGACAAAUCCUGAAGUAUUGA